Molecule: messenger RNA, 1536 nt
Organism: Populus trichocarpa (black cottonwood)
Lineage: Eukaryota; Viridiplantae; Streptophyta; Magnoliopsida; Malpighiales; Salicaceae
Product: LOB domain-containing protein 24
Exons: 2
Coding region: 658-1137 (159 amino acids)
Source: RefSeq, a predicted model, not a curated record
CUUGGACUGUAAGCUUAGGUUUGUGUAACAUGAGUUGGAAGAUGAAAGAAAGACAGGCCAGGUUUCCUCCAUUGAUUUUGUUCCAUAUGCAAAGCUGGAAAAAUCCCAUUGAAGGCUUCAGAAUCGGAGAACAUCGACAUUUAUGGAUUUCUUGUUUCUUUUUUCUUUGGUUGAUGAACAUUUUUGGAUCAUAUCUGCUACCCUUUUCUAAUCUGGGCUUUCGUAGGGACAAGAAGGCAGCCGCCAACAAUCUACAUUUGUGGGGGCUAAUUGCUAAUUGGUCUGUGGUUUACCAAAAUAAUGAUUGACCUAAUCAAGGGUCAGUACCAAAAUUAAUACUAUGAAUUAAUCUAAGAAAUUUUGUUUAGCUAGCAGCAAAAUCGAACAGCGGAACCAGUAAAGGAAGCUAUCAAAUGAAGAUAAUGAAAAACUGAUUUAAGGAAUUCUGCUCAUAAUUAAAAAAGUUUCCUUAUUUUUUCACAGUAUUUUGGAGAAGGUAGUAGCCGUUGAGCUCUUUCCUAGCUUAGAACUCUAAGCCAUCAACAAAACCCGCUAUAUACAGGCAUUACAAACAAAAUCUUUGCAAGAAUCGUUCAAAAAGAUUCAGACCUUUUUUUCUGAAACAAAAUAUUCUAACAGAUCUUACAGAAUCCAACAAUGUCCAAUUCAACAAGAUGCGCAGCUUGCAGAUUUUUGAGAAGAAGAUGCCGUCAAGAUUGUGUCUUGGCUCCAUAUUUUCCUCCAACCAAUCCCCAAAGAUUUGCUUAUGUCCAUAAAGUCUUUGGUGCCAGCAAGAUUACUGAAUUGCUAAAGCAACUUCCGGUGCAUUUACGUUAUGAUGCAGCAGAGUGCAUGUCAAUUGAGGCAGCAUCGCGUGCAAGAGACCCAGUUUAUGGAUGUGUUGGAGUCAUAUCUCAGCUGCAACAACAAAUAAUUGAUGUUCAAUCUGAGUUGGUGAAGAUAAAGGGUAAAUUAGCAGUUCACAAUGCUCAGCAACAACUACAACUAGAAGAUGGAGAGAGGGCUAGUGAGCAGCAGCAAGAUGAACUUUUAUGGCUUGGUUCGACUCAACAUGACCCUUUGAAUUUGGAUCAACUGCUAAUCCAAGCAAAUGAUUACCAAAAAUCCCACUUUUAGUGACUUUCAUUUAGGAGUAAUCAAGUUGGUCUCCAUGAUUUAUAUGUUCAUUGCUGGUUUCCAGUGCAUUUUCAGUUUUCUUGCGUAAUUACCAAUGAUUAUGUUGGAGGGGACAAGAGAGAAAUGAUAUGGCUGCCGAGUACGGACUCAUCUGUACCAGUCCUGCUCUUAACUCGUUAUUGUUCCGGUUCAAUCUACUCCAUUGGACGUUGUUUUCAGUUGUUCUAAUAAGUACAUGAUUUUACCAAAAUCCCUUUCUUUUCAGCCAUUGAUUUAUACAAUCCACUUGCAGACCUCACUCAUCCAAAGUCUGCGAUUUUUCACGCAGUGAUCUCAGAAGAAUCCUCAGGCAAAACAAGCAGGUUACUUCAUUAGUGUGUUCACGCCCAGCCAAGUAAA